Humulus lupulus (European hop) is the source of this 2129-nucleotide messenger RNA. RefSeq names its product protein DAMAGED DNA-BINDING 2. Bases 194 to 1852 code for a protein of 552 amino acids. The record is from RefSeq and is a predicted model, not a curated record. The transcript is spliced from 11 exons. Gene Ontology annotation, biological process: DNA repair; response to UV. Gene Ontology annotation, cellular component: nucleus; Cul4-RING E3 ubiquitin ligase complex. NCBI's taxonomy places the organism in Eukaryota, Viridiplantae, Streptophyta, Magnoliopsida, Rosales, Cannabaceae. Gene Ontology annotation, molecular function: protein binding; damaged DNA binding.
AUGACACAAGAAUUCCAAUAAUAUCCUCACCACUUUCCCUUCUUCUAUCAUCAACACGGGCAAAAGGAAGGAUAUUUCAGUAAUUCAAAACUUUCUCAUUAAAUGAGGGUUCGUUUCGGGGUCAUUGCAGUUCCACGCUUGUCUGCCUCUAAACUAUUUGCCCUCCACUGUUUCCGUCUCGUUAAAAGCUAGAAUGGCGCCUCAAACCAGGAGAACGACGUCGUUUCCGCAUGUGAUCAUUGAUCAUGAUACAGACUCUGAACAAAGUUCGUCCGAUGAGGAAGAAGAGCAAGUAGACGAAGAAGAAGAGGACGUUUCAGAGAGAGAUAAUGGAAAGGGAGCCGAACAGUCUUUGGACCCCAAGGAGAAAGGAAAGGCACCAAUCUGUAUUAGUCUCAAGAAAGUUUGCAAAGUAUGCAAAAAGGCGGGACAUGAAGCGGGGUUCAAAGGAGCUACCUACAUUGAUUGUCCAAUGAAACCAUGCUUUCUCUGUAAAAUGCCUGGUCACACUACAAUGUCGUGCCCGCAUCGAAUCGCAACCGAGUUUGGGGUCAUCCCUGCAUCCCAUAAAAGUAGCAGUAACCAAUUGUCUUAUGUCUUUGAGCGCCAGCUUGGACAUACGCGAUCCCAGAUCAAACCAGUGCGUGUCAUUCCAGACCAAGUAAGUUGUGCAGUUAUCAGAUACCACAGCAGACGGGUGACAACCUUGGAAUUUCACCCAACCAAUAAUAACAUCCUUUUAUCUGGAGAUAAGAAAGGGCAAGUUGGAGUGUGGGAUUUUGGUAAAGUAUAUGAGAAGAUUGUAUAUGGAAACAUACACUCGUGUAUAGUCAAUAACAUGAGAUUUAGUCCAGCAAAUGAUGGUACAGUUUAUGCUGCAUCAUCUGAUGGAACCAUCAGCUGCACUGACUUAGAGACCGGGAUUUCAUUGUCCCUUCUGAACCUAAACCCUGAUGGUUGGCAGGGCCCAAACAGCUGGAGGAUGCUAUAUGGCAUGGAUCUUAACAAAGAGAAAAAUGUUGUGCUAGUUGCUGAUAACUUUGGCUAUCUCUACUUGGUGGAUAUUCGCUCCAACAAUAAAACUGGUGAGGCAAUUUUGAUCCAUAAGAGAGGGAGCAAAGUUGUUGGACUCCAUUGUAAUCCUGUUCAGCCAGAUCUUCUAUUGAGUUGUGGGAAUGAUCACUAUGCUCGAAUAUGGGACAUGCGUCGAAUUGAAGCUCGUUCUUCACUAUAUGAGCUAGCACACAAACGUGUUGUUAAUUCUGCAUAUUUUUCUCCACUAUCAGGGAGCAAAAUUGUUACCACUUCACAGGACAAUCGUCUUCGUGUAUGGGACUCUAUAUUUGGCAAUCUGGAUUCCCCAAGCCGAGAGAUUGUACAUAGUCACGAUUUUAAUCGUCACUUAACUCCUUUUCGAGCUGAGUGGGAUCCAAAGGACCCAUCUGAGUCCCUUGUUGUUAUAGGUCGUUACAUAAGCGAAAACUAUAAUGGUGCUGCCCUGCAUCCCAUUGAUUUCAUUGACAUUAGCACAGGUCAACUAGUUGCUGAGGUUAUUGAUCCAAAUAUUACAACUAUCAGCCCUGUGAACAAGCUACAUCCACGUGAGGACAUUUUGGUAUCCGGUAGUUCAAGGUCUCUUUUCGUCUGGCGGCCAAAGGAGUCUGAGAGCGUGGAACCGAAAGAUGAAGGAAAGAUUGUAGUUUGUGGUAAAGAUAUGAAGCGCGGUGGUGGUCAUGGGAAUGAAAGCGAUAAUUCUGACGGUGACACAUUCAGCCCCAAGGGAAAGAACUUGAAGAGCAAAAAAUCCAAUCUUAAAUCUUACAAGUCUACUAAUAAGAAGUUCAAACACUAAUACGAGAGAGGCAUUCCCGGUCCUUCCUGAUUUUGGGAUUCCUGCUCUUUUUUGUGAUUCUCGAGCUCCUUUUGGCAGUUUCCAUCUCUCAAGCCUGCACAUAUUUUUCACCCCUUUUGUACCUAGGUGGGCGUUUUGCUUCUCGUGUAUUAUAAGUUAACUAGCAUUUGGAUAUCUAAACACUUCACAGCCUUUUUGGCCCCCCACAAGUGCAAAGAUGCACUAGUAUGUAUCUAUUUUGCCGCAGAAAGAGUAAAGCUGGACUUUUUGUUCACUA